This is a messenger RNA of Rhagoletis zephyria (snowberry fruit fly), 1646 nucleotides long. RefSeq lists its product as uncharacterized. The record is from RefSeq and is a predicted model, not a curated record. NCBI's taxonomy places the organism in Eukaryota, Metazoa, Arthropoda, Insecta, Diptera, Tephritidae.
AUUGCUUACGUGAGUAUGUACUACUUUUAUUAUAUGACGUUUAUGGGCGCAGACAUAUGUAUGUCUAUAUACUAUCUAAGGCACAUAUGUAUGUACAUGCUAGUGUGCACCACCAUCACACACUCCUGCAACGGGCUUUAGGGUAUUUAAAAAAAAGGCUCGUUUUGAAUUUCUUCAGUUGCAUCUGUUUGAACCGGGCGUUCACAUCAUCAUUUUGUAGAUUCAAAACAGGGCAAAUGAAGGUAGAGGCUUGUAAUCCUGCACCCGCUUGGUUAACCAAAGAGUAUCUGGAGGCCAUAUUUCGCAGAUAUAAAAACGAUGACGGACUUCAUAUCAAAGAAAUCGAUAUCAAGCCCGCGUCCGCGAAGGGUGACAAUUAUCUCAGCGUUAUGACGCGUUUAAAAAUCAAAUUCCACGUUAGCAGCAACACGACUGAAUGUGGUUCCUACAUUGUUAAGUCCACCUACGAAGCAGAUGUUUUGUCCGCGAAAAUCAUUAAGGGCUAUGACCUCUACAAUACCGAAAUGGUGAUGUACGAUAAAAUUUUGCCAAAAUUGUCACAAUUACUUUGUGAAAUAGGUGAUUGUACUAAGAUAUUAGCGAAUACUAUUCAUGUGGAUUACGACAACUCGGCCAUUAUUCUCGAAGAUCUGGCGGUAUUCAACUUCAGGACUGCUAAUCGUAUUGAGUAUAUGAACGAGACAGAAACCAAGCUGGUAUUAAGAAACUUGGCUAAAACGCAUGCGGCUGCCGCGGUGCUGAACGAACGCAUGCCUGGAGUACUGAAUAGACUCAAAAUGGGCAUGCACAAUCGCUCAACCACCGGCUUCGCCCCAUACUUUGAGGGCAUGUUUGAAGUUUGCGCCAAAUUUGCAGGCGAGUGUGCGGCGCUGGGCCCGUACUACCGAAGCAAAAUUCUCCAGCUGAAGCCACGAGUGAUGGACUACUGCAGAAGUGUCCAUGAGCCACCUCAAAGUUAUUUUCACACACUACUGCACGGUGAUCUCUGGACUAAUAACAUUCUUUUGCGUUACUCCGCCGAUGGAGCGGAUGGCGCUAAGCAACUUGAGGAUGCAGUUCUGGUCGAUUUUCAGUUUAGCAAUUGGUCUACGCCGGCGGUUGACCUUCAUUACUUUUUCAAUACAUCGCUACCAAACGAGAUGCGGAUAGACCCAGACGAGCUAGUGAAACAUUACUACAGCGUCUUGGCGAACACAUUGACGAAAUUGAAAUACGAGGCGCCUGUGCCCACGCUGCACGACAUCUGUGUACAAAUGGAAGCUGGACGAUUCUAUGGUUUAGCUUCGACUGUGAUUCACCAGGCUGUGAUGAUAAACGACAAGACAGAUGACGCUGAAUUAAAAAAUCUUGUGGGUGACGAUGAAAGUGCGUCUAACUUUAGAGCUACCUUAUAUACCAAUAAGAGAGUGCAGGAGAAUAUCAAGCGUCUUUUACCGUACUUCGAUAGGAAAGGACUACUCGAUGUUCCCCAAUAAAGUGGGUAAAGCAAGUUUUUUUUUUGCAGAAAUGAAUAAUAUGUAUGUACCUACUUAAUCGAUGUGAAUGAAACAAAAAAAAAAAUACAUACAUAUGGUCGAUUAUUUGACUGGCAACGUUACACUGGUAUGUAUUUCUUUACAGUAUGA